Theobroma umbraticum is the source of this 840-nucleotide messenger RNA. The record is from RefSeq and is a predicted model, not a curated record. NCBI's taxonomy places the organism in Eukaryota, Viridiplantae, Streptophyta, Magnoliopsida, Malvales, Malvaceae.
AAGCGUCGUUUUGCUAACGCAACAGCCACAGCUGAGCUGAGGAUUCUGUCCACCUUUUCUUGGUAGCACGCGACGCCACAUGUUCGAUAAAAUGUCUCAACAAUAAAAUAGGUUCUAUCUUAGAAAUACUUGAAAAUUUCAGAAACGACCAUGAUGCUCUACAAUCUUUAUGACGGCUUUAAGGAAAUUCUCAAGAUUCAAAAGUUCCGUAGAGUUGUGUCCUACACUGGAUUCUAUUGCUUUGUUGCUGUUUUGAGCUACGCUUAUACAAGCAACACAACUAGAGCUGGGUAUUCAAGGGCUGAUCAAUUCUAUGCUUCUUAUCCUGCUGGAACUGAGCUUUUAACUGACACUGCUAAGUUAUAUAAAGCAGCAUUAGGCAAUUGCUUUGAGUCCGAAGAGUGGGGUCCGAUUGAGUUCUGUAUCAUGGCUAAACACUUCGAGCGUCAAGGCAAAUCGCCAUAUGCCUAUCAUGCGCAAUACAUGGCACACCUCCUUUCCCAUGGUCAACUUGAUGGAAGUGGCUAGAACCUAGAAGCGGUAAAAUUCACUGCUAGAUGAAUGGAAACGCAUGUGCAAUACACGUGAAAUGGACUCAUGGUGGUACUUAUACCAAUGAGGAGAACCGAAAUCAUAUUGUCUGUGAUGCCUAGUGAUUUCCUGUUCAACAUAAGAACUUGUGCUGACACCUUAAAUUAAGUGCCAUUGCACUUAAUCUUGGUUCCUUGGGAUUUUGGUUGGCUUUGUUUAGACUUUAGAGGCUAUAAUUUGUAGCAUUUGGGAAUUUGACUUUCCAGGCUUUGCCGUCAAUGCCUACAUCAGCAGCCUAUAUUCUAACGC